Messenger RNA from Clarias gariepinus (North African catfish), 1102 nucleotides. It is a transcript of the gene dnajc17, whose product is annotated as DnaJ (Hsp40) homolog, subfamily C, member 17. Gene Ontology annotation, molecular function: RNA binding. The transcript is spliced from 12 exons. The record is from RefSeq and is a predicted model, not a curated record. Gene Ontology annotation, cellular component: spliceosomal complex. Gene Ontology annotation, biological process: spliceosomal complex disassembly. Bases 86 to 967 code for a protein of 293 amino acids. Lineage: Eukaryota; Metazoa; Chordata; Actinopteri; Siluriformes; Clariidae.
UAAAAAACCGGAAAAGUGUAUUUUGUGCGACAAUUUUAAAAAAUAGGUUUACAUUUAUUAACGUUUUAUUUACGUUAUUUAAAAAAUGGCUUCUAUGAAAGAAAUCUUACAGAUGGACCUGUAUGCUUUGCUGGGAGUUGAAGGAUCAGCGACAGAGAAAGAGAUCAAGAAAGCGUACAGACAAAGAGCUUUAACCUGCCAUCCAGACAAGAACCCGGAUAAUCCAAAGGCUGCUGAGCUCUUCCACCAGCUCUCCCAGGCCCUCGAGGUGCUGACUGAUGCAGCGGCAAGGGCUGCUUAUGACAAAGUCCGCGCUGCCAAGAAACAAGCUGAAGAACGGACGAGGAGGCUAGAUGACAAAAGGAAAAAGAUCAAAUUAGACUUAGAGGCUCGUGAACGGCAAGCAGAAGCAGAAUCUCAGAAAACAGAAGAAUUAAAAAUCACCCGAACAUUAGAAGAAGAAAUUGUGCGCUUGAGAGAAGAGGGCUCCAGACAGCUGCAAGAAGAGCAGAGAUUGAUUCGAGAGCAGAUCCAAAAAGAGAGGGAGCUGAGGUUUAAUGCUCAACCCACACAUGCAGAUUUUUCAUCAGUGCAGCAAGACAACAAAAAGGUCACCCCUAAAUUAAAGCUAAAGUGGAAGUGCAAAAAAGAUGAUGAGAACAACGGUGGUUAUUCCCAGGAAGUUCUUCAAGGCCUCCUUCAGAAGUAUGGUGACAUCUUGAACAUUGUAGUAUCGAGUAAGAAAAAAGGCAGUGCUGUGGUUGAGUUUGCGACUGUAAGAGCAGCGGAGCUGGCAUGCACAAAUGAGAGUGGUUUAACAGGAUCUCCCUUAAAAAUCUCUUGGCUGGAGGGACAACCGGAGACCUUUGUUCCAACAGCACCUAAUAACGCCACAGCUGGAGCAUUUACCCAUUCACAGGCUUUAUUUCAAUGGUUUUAUACUUACAGCUGCCUUGUGCACUUGUGAACUUUUUUGGAGAUGAGAUGCGAAAGAGCUAUGCUGUGCACAUGCUUGCCCAUGGAUUAAUCAGACUAAGAAAAUGAGGAGCGUAAAGCAGAAAGAAGGACGCUAGUGCGGCUCUUUAGUGAUGGAGAGACCUGA